Messenger RNA from Artibeus jamaicensis (Jamaican fruit-eating bat), 6315 nucleotides. RefSeq names its product ERCC excision repair 4, endonuclease catalytic subunit (gene ERCC4). The transcript has 11 exons. Gene Ontology annotation, cellular component: nucleotide-excision repair factor 1 complex. NCBI's taxonomy places the organism in Eukaryota, Metazoa, Chordata, Mammalia, Chiroptera, Phyllostomidae. Gene Ontology annotation, molecular function: single-stranded DNA binding; single-stranded DNA endonuclease activity; damaged DNA binding. The coding region runs from base 40 to 2790 and encodes 916 amino acids. Gene Ontology annotation, biological process: resolution of meiotic recombination intermediates; double-strand break repair via homologous recombination; nucleotide-excision repair involved in interstrand cross-link repair. The record is from RefSeq and is a predicted model, not a curated record.
CCCUUCGUCGGCGUUCGGCCGCUACCCGGAAACGCACCCAUGAAACCCGGACCGUCAGCUCGACUGACGGCUAUGGCGCCGCUGCUGGAAUACGAGCGGCAGCUGGUGCUUGAACUACUCGAAGCGGAUGGGCUGGUGGUGUGCGCCCGCGGGCUCGGCGCGGACAGGCUCCUGUAUCACUUCCUCCGGCUGCACUGCCACCCGGCAUGCCUGGUCCUGGUGCUCAACACACAGCCGGCCGAGGAGGAGUACUUUAUCAAUCAGCUGAAGAUAGAAGGAGUGGAACACCUCCCUCACCGUGUAACAAAUGAAAUCACAAGCAACAGUCGCUAUGAGGUUUACACACAAGGAGGUGUGAUAUUUGCAACGAGUCGAAUACUUGUGGUUGAUUUCUUGACUGAUAGAAUACCUUCAGAUUUAAUUACUGGCAUCUUGGUGUAUAGGGCUCACAGAAUAAUCGAGUCCUGUCAAGAAGCGUUCAUCUUGCGCCUCUUUCGCCAGAAAAACAAGCGUGGUUUUAUUAAAGCUUUCACAGACAAUGCUGUUGCCUUUGAUACUGGUUUUUGUCAUGUGGAACGGGUGAUGAGAAAUCUUUUUGUAAAGAAGCUAUAUCUGUGGCCAAGGUUUCAUGUAGCAGUGAACUCGUUUCUAGAGCAGCACAAGCCCGAAGUGGUGGAAAUCCAUGUCUCCAUGACGCCGGCCAUGCUUGCCAUGCAGACCGCCAUCCUGGACAUUUUGAACGCAUGCCUGAAGGAGCUGAAGUGCCAUAACCCGUCGCUCGAAGUCGAAGAUUUAUCUUUAGAAAAUGCUAUUGGAAAAGCCUUUGACAAGACAAUCCGCCAUUAUCUGGAUCCUUUGUGGCACCAGCUUGGAGCCAAGACUAAAUCCUUGGUUCAGGAUUUGAAGAUAUUACGAACUUUACUGCAAUAUCUCUCUCAGUAUGAUUGUAUUACAUUUCUGAAUCUUCUGGAAUCUCUGAGAGCAACAGAGAAGGCUUUUGGUCAAAAUUCAGGUUGGCUAUUUCUUGACUCCAGCACCUCGCUGUUUGUAAAUGCUCGAGCAAGGGUUUAUCGUGUCCCAGAUGCUAAAAUGAGUAAAAAAGGCAAAGUGUCCGGAAGAGUGGAGAUUAAAGAAGAGCAAGAAACAAAAAAGGAACUGGUCCUAGAAGGCAACCCUAAGUGGGAAGCACUGACUGAAGUACUGAAAGAAAUUGAGGCAGAAAAUGCAGAGAGUGAAGCCCUCGGUGGUCCAGGUCAAGUACUUAUUUGUGCAAGCGACGACCGAACGUGUUCCCAGCUAAGAGAGUACAUUGCUGUUGGAGCAGAGGCCUUCUUGCUGAGACUCUACAGGAAAACUUUUGAGAAGGAUAGCAAAGCUGAAGAAGUGUGGAUGAAUUUCAGAAAGGAGGAUGGCUCAAAGAGAAUUAGGAAAUCAAACAAAAGACCCAAAGACCCCCGCAAAAAAGAAAGAGCUUCUACCAAAGAAAGGACUCUGAAAAAGAAAAAACAAAGGUUAACUUUAACUCAGAUGAUGGGGAAAUCUGAAGAACUUGAAGAGGAAGGGGAUGGCAAGGAAGGACAUCCGAGAGACUUAGGCAGUAGCCCAGAAAGCUGCUUAGAAGAAAGUAAGCCUGAGGAGUUUGAGUUAAACUUGUCAUCAGAUGCCGCUUAUGGAAUUCUAAAAGACCCGCUCACUAUCAUCCACCCGCUUCUGGGUUGUAGCGACCCCUACGCCCUGACAAGGGUACUCCACGAAGUAGAGCCAAGAUACGUGGUUCUGUAUGAUGCAGAGUUAACGUUUGUUCGUCAGCUCGAAAUUUACAGGGCAAGUAGGCCCGGGAAGCCUCUCAGGGUUUACUUUCUUAUAUACGGAGGCUCGACUGAGGAACAACGUUACCUCACUGCUUUGCGGAAAGAAAAGGAAGCUUUUGAAAAACUCAUAAGGGAAAAAGCUAGCAUGGUUGUCCCUGAAGAAAGGGAAGGCAGAAGUGAGACAAACCUCGACCUGGUCAGGGGCUCCGUGUCCACAGGUGUUCCCGUCGACACUCGGAAAGCAGGUGGCCAGGAACAGAAAAGUGCACAGCAGACCAUCGUGGUGGACAUGCGUGAGUUUCGAAGCGAACUCCCGUCUCUGAUCCACCGCCGGGGCAUCGACAUCGAGCCGGUGACCUUGGAGGUUGGAGAUUACAUUCUGACUCCGGACAUGUGCGUGGAGCGCAAGAGCAUCAGCGAUUUGAUCGGCUCCUUAAACAAUGGCCGCCUCUACAGCCAGUGCAUCAACAUGUCCCGCUACUACAAGCGCCCGGUGCUUUUGAUCGAGUUCGACCCCAGUAAGCCCUUCUCUCUCGUGGCCCGCGGUGCCUUCCAUCAGGAGAUCUCCAGCAACGACGUUAGUUCCAAACUCACGCUCCUCACCCUGCACUUCCCCAGACUCCGGAUCCUCUGGUGUUGCUCCCCCCAUGCCACCGCGGAGUUGUUCGAGGAGCUGAAACAAAAUAAGCCACAGCCUGACGCAGCGACAGCUAUGGCUGUUACAGCGGAUUCUGAAACCCUCCCUGAGUCAGAAAAGUAUAAUCCUGGCCCCCAGGACUUCUUGUUAAAAAUGCCGGGGGUAAAUGCCAAAAACUGUCGCUCCUUGAUGAGCCACGUUAAGAACAUUGCAGAAUUAGCAAGCCUGCCACAAGACAAGCUCGCAGGUAUUCUGGGGAACGCUGCAAAUGCUAAGCAGCUUUAUGACUUCAUUCACACCUCUUACACAGAGAUCCUGUCUAGAGGGAAAGUGAAAAAAUGAACAGUGGUGGCUGUUUUCUUGCCCCGUGACUGCGCUUUUCAUCUGCUUUUUGCCCUCCGUGAUAGAUCGUUAUUAAUUAUUAGCUCAGUAUCUCGUUCUCCUCCAGUGUUUUUAAUGAUUGUGCUAUUUCCUAGUUGAGUGGGUCAGAGCCAAGGUUCCUUCCUGAGCUUUGCAUUCAGGCAUCUUUCCUGACUUUCCUGUGCCAGGUCUCCCUUCCUGUGCCGGCCAAGCCGGUAUGUGUGUGCAGUUUUUAAGCAAGGUGCGUCAGGAUCAGGUGAUGCUUCUGUAAGUGCUUACAGAAGGCCACUUUUGAGACAAGCCAAAGUUCGUGUCCUACACAAACUGAUAAAACACACACUCAGUUGUAUUCUCACCCUCUGUCCGUAGAGAUAUUCCCCCGGAACACUGAGACGGAAGCCUCUUUGCCAUCCCUGACCAGUUUCUCUCCACAUCUUUGUCCAUGAGGUACUUCUCCCACCUCUAAGAAAACUUCCUGGGGAUUUCCUCCUAGUGAGCUCAGACAGCCACCUCUAAAACCGGCUGGUUGAUUUCCUGGACACCUGAAUAGGUGCAGAUGUAGCACUCGGUAUUGUUCAAACCCAGUAUUUUUAAAACAUAAAAUGAAUUGCCUAUUUAUAGAAUUUUAUGCUAUAGUUGAGGAACCCUCAGAAUUCUCUGUUUUUACUGAGAUAUUUAACAUCUUAAAGAUUUAGUUUUCCUUCCUUGAGACAAAAAAAACUGUAAAUAUAAGGAAAAUCAAUGCAUAGAUUAUAUAAAAAUUCUAAAGAAAUAUAUAUGUAUUUAAAAAUUCAUAAAGAAAACAAUCUCAUUCUAAACCUUCUGAUUGAUUUUAUUUCACUCUUUACUGGUAUGUACAUACAGGACACAGCAUCUUUGUGCAGUUUUUAAACUUUUAUAUUUAAAUAUUAUUAACUUAGGUAUUAUACACAUAUUUAGUAACGAGUAAUGAUUUUUCUACCUCAAGAGCUGAUGUAGAUGUCUGUUCCCCAAGCCACACCACGUGGUUUAAUGUGUCAUCGGUAUCAGCCACGCUCUUCUUAUUUAACACCUUUUGAGCUCAGAGGAGACCGUGGGCCACGCAACACAGAGAUGGUCUCAGCUUCACCUCACGUCUUUUAACUGUCCUCUCCAAACUGAACCACACUGACGCCUUCAUUUCUUGGUGUGUUAACCUGUGUUAAUACAGUUAAAGUGUAUGUGGAUUUGGAACUGUGUACGGAGUGCUGCAAGAAUGGAUUGAGGGUUAUCAAAGAGCCCCUUGGUCACUGUAGAACUCUGUACAGUGAUCUGGAGGGUAGAGCAGAGGACAAGAAACAGAAAUCAGUUUAAGAUAAAGACUUGAGCUGCCCACUAAUUUUGUACCAGGAUUAAAAAUAUACCCUCGACAAUAGAAAACAAAAAUGUCAGAUACAUGUUAACUUUCACUUUUGUAUGUGUUUCUGAUGAAGUCUUUAUCUAAGACUUCGAUUAUAAUUAAAAGUACAUUUAAGCCCUCGCUGGUAUAGCUCAGUGGAUUGAGUGCGGGCCUGCAAACCACACGAUCGCAGUUUGAUUCCCAGUCAGGGCACAUGUCUGGGUUGCAGGCCGGUCCCCUGCAGGCCAGUUCCCAGCAGGGGAUGUAGGAAAGGCAACCAUACAUUGAUGUUUCUCUCCCUCUCUCCUUUCCUUCCCCUCUAAAGAAAUAAAUAAAAUCUUUAAAAAAAAAAAAAGUACAUUUAAAAAGGCACACCACCUGCCCUAACUGCAUGGUUCAGUUGGUUGGGAUUCCGGUACACCAGAAGGUCAUAGGUUCGAUCCCCAGUUGAGGUUUGUAUGGGAGGCAACUGCUUGAUAUUUCUCUUUUGCACCUCUCUCUCUCUCCCCUCCGCCCCGUCCAAAAAAUUAAUAAACAUAUCUCAGGUGAGGAUUUAAAAAAAGGCAUGCCACCUCAAAUAGUCACAGUUACUAACAUUUUUCUUCACACUAUUCUAGCACUCUGCUUGAGAUGUGUAAUUUCUAUUAUUUCUUAAAGCAACCAAUUUAAACAAUCCUAGUUAUUAGUACAACAGUGAUAACAGUGUAGUCGUAUUCAGAAAGCCAGCGUCCUCUGACUCCAAUGUUGUUUCUUGCUGCUGUACUUAGUGGACAUUUGGAGAGAGGUGCACCAUCUCCUGUGUGUUUGAAUUAUGACUGAUAUUUGCUAAUGGACUCAACACAGUCCAUACAGAUGAAAGGCUCUCACUGCCACUUCCUCUUCCAACUACAUAGGCAGGCUCCAGCACCAAUAAUGCCCCCUUUACACUACAAAAUCAUAAGUGUGCAGUUCUGUAACAUAACAAUAUCACACUCAAGCACACCAUUGACAUUUUAGGUGAAGUGGUCAAAUUAAAACUAUAAAUUACUAUACCAUCUUAUAGCCCUACCCACCGCACUCAAGCAGGCCUCACUUCUGCCGGACCCUGUGUGGAUACUUCAAUGUGUCUCCAGUUGUGGAAACCCUCUAAUACAACGAUCAUUUCCUUUCAUUGAAAUUUUUACAAGUUUUUACAAUCUUUGGCAAAAGAACUAGAAGUGCACAGUUGAAAAAUCAAUUUUCUAGCAUAACUCUUAGCUCCGCCUCUUUUAAAAUCAUAAAUAUCCAAUAUACAUAUGAACUCAUGCUUAACUUUUUUAAACUUUUUUUAAAAACUGGAGAUCCGCAUUAUUCUAUUUUAUAAGUGUUUUACAUAAAAUCUUGAGCAUGAGAUAUUGUGAGAAAUUGUUUGUUUUGUUUCUUUAAGUCACGGUUCCUGUCUUUAUAUUUCUUAAAAUUAUACAAGAAAAACAUUUUUAAUAGUGGUCAUAAGUAAUGUCCUUUUGGCAGUAAGUUGCUAUUUCUUCAUUCUGAGGCUUUAGUCGAGUAUAUAUUUAUGUAUAUUUUCAUACAUCCAGAACGCAACUUCCCAGCUCCCAAGGGACUAAAAAUAAUCGUCCCAUUCCUCAAUCCAUCGGGAACAUAGAGGGUUAAAUCAAGAUUUGAUUGUGUUGACAGUAUAAAGUUAAUAAAUGGCCUUGGGCAGGAAAACUUGCUCUGAAGCAAAUCUGGAGAAGGGGGCAGGGCAGAGGCAGGCAUUACUGGUCCCCACUUUUGUUUUUCAUUUUCCUUUGGCUCAGAAAACUAGGGAAAUCGCCUUCUCUUUGGUGUUCAGUUUAACCUACAAAUGUCCUCUUAAAAACCAAGAUUGUAGGAAAACUCUUUUCUCAGCCUUGAGUACAUGAAAACUUAUCCAGACGUCCACAUGAGUUGUCGUUUUUCUUCAUUAUUUCACUUUGUAAUUUGGUUUAUAGCUCUUUCCUGUUUAAUUCUCAACUUCAGCACUUAAUUUACCAUCUACAUCCAUAGGUUUUUGGUGGCCUACAGCACUGUUGCUUUUUGAUUUAAGGGUGUGUGUAAACCAAAAUUUGGAUGGGCUGGAAACAUAACUGAUUCAUAUGAAUUUGUAACAGAGUUUGUGUGGUUUUAAUAAAAUGUGUAUUUAUUCAGUA